AUGGAUCCAACUAGUAUUGCUUCCCUUGCCAAUUUCAUCAAAAACAUUUAUGGGAAGCUCGAUAUUUUGUUUGAAAAUUCAUCUAUAAAUAAAAUACCUGCCUUUUAUUUCCCUUCUAAAAAUUUUAUGCAGCAACAUAGCAUUAUAUACCAAGAAACUAUAUUCUCUCUGUAUACAAUGUUUCAGAUGAGGCUGCAGCCAAAUACAGUAUUAUCGAAAUACAUAAUUCUGAUUGCAUGCCUACUGAAUUGGGCAUGGGAUUACCUUCUUCCCCAGUCAUCCUCCUUUCAGCCUCGUGAAAUAGUUGAAUUACCAGACUACGUUGAUGACCUUACCGUAACCCGUUACGAAAAUAAUAACAAUGCAAAGUGUGAAGAUUCGUCAACAGAGUGUAUUGUUUGCUUAUGCAGAAUUGGUGAAGGGGAUGAAGUUAAAGAGCUGGGAUGCAACCAUCUUUAUCAUAGAGUUUGCUUAGAUCGGUGGGUACGACAUGGACACAGGACAUGUCCACUCUGCCGGGAAAACUUAAAGCCACCGGUACCGCAACUGUCUAAAUUGAUAUGUAUUUUCAAUAUUAUUCAACAUUCCAUAUGCAAAAAUGCGUCAAAUCAGUUAAAACCUCAAUUUGAAGGGAUAAAAAAGCAAAAGGAAGUGAUUUGGAGCGUUAAGUGA
Olea europaea var. sylvestris is the source of this 672-nucleotide messenger RNA. Its product is annotated as RING-H2 finger protein ATL7-like. Gene Ontology annotation, molecular function: ubiquitin protein ligase activity. Bases 1 to 672 code for a protein of 223 amino acids. NCBI's taxonomy places the organism in Eukaryota, Viridiplantae, Streptophyta, Magnoliopsida, Lamiales, Oleaceae. Gene Ontology annotation, biological process: protein ubiquitination. The transcript is spliced from 4 exons. The record is from RefSeq and is a predicted model, not a curated record.